Molecule: messenger RNA, 3582 nt
Organism: Helicoverpa zea (corn earworm)
Lineage: Eukaryota; Metazoa; Arthropoda; Insecta; Lepidoptera; Noctuidae
Exons: 19
Coding region: 141-3050 (969 amino acids)
Cellular component (GO): cytoplasm
Molecular function (GO): cysteine synthase activity; cystathionine beta-synthase activity
Source: RefSeq, a predicted model, not a curated record
ACAUUAUCGAACAUAAAUAAUGCUAUAAAUGUAACGUGCAUGUUCAUAUCUAUAAGUUGGAACACAUCCACACAUCUUGCAGUCAGCAAGUCCCAUAGUGUCGGCGCGGUUGUGAACAUAGACUAACACGGAUUUCCAUAAUGGAGCCCAACGUGAGAGACAAAAAGGUAUACGACAAUAUACUUCAGUGCAUAGGCAAUACGCCAAUGGUCAGACUAAAUCGAAUACCGAAGAGCUAUGGACUGGAAUGUGAAAUGUAUGCAAAAUGCGAAUUUAUGAAUCCCGGAGGCUCGAUAAAAGAUCGCAUAUCUUACACCAUGGUACAAAAAGCGGAACAAUCAGGCCUCGUGAAUCCUAAUACCAGAUUCAUUGAGCCUACGUCUGGAAACACUGGCAUUGGAGUAUCUCUCACUGCUGCAGUUUUAGGAUAUGGAUGCACAAUCGUUACCCCAGACAAAAAUUCAGACGAGAAAAUGAGCACCAUGAGUUUACUUGGUUCGGAAAUAAUACAGACUCCGGCCAUGGCUCACUUUGAGGAUCCCGAUAGCUUUGUGUCCGUCACCAAGCGGUUACUAGACGAAAACCCCAAUGGAAUUUCUUGUGACCAGUACUCAAACGAGAUGAAUCCGUUGACACAUUACGAGCACACAGCAGAAGAGAUACUGGACGCUUUGGGCACGGUAGACAUGUUCGUGAUGGGGUCCGGCACGGGCGGCACGGUCACCGGCGUGGCUCGCAAGCUCAAGGAGAGGUGCCCCAACUGCAUCGUCGUCACUGUCGACCCACAAGGAUCGAUCAUUUUUGGUGAAGGAAAACCAGUGCUGUAUUUCGUCGAAGGAAUUGGCGGAGACUUUGUGCCAGAUGUAUUGGAUAAAUCGGUUAUCGACAAGGUUGUGAAACCAAAUGAUCAUCAAGCUUUUAACAUGUCAAGAGAGAUUAUCAAGAAAGAGGGAUUAUUGUGCGGUGGAAGCAGUGGUGCCAUCACAUAUUCGGCGAUUCAAGCCGCAAAGGAAUUGAAUCUUGGUCCUGGCAAGAAAGUUGUGGUGAUCCUUCCCGACGGCAUCCGCAACUAUAUGACCAAGUUCGUCAGCGACCAGUGGAUGGAAGCCCACCUGUUCAAGAAACCGCCAGAGAGAGAUUUCCCGUGGUGGAAUCGAUGUAUUUCGAACUUGAAUAUCGUUCGUGGGAUACCCACAGUGAAGGAGAGUAACUCUUGUAAGGACGCUUUGGCCGCAAUGGGAACUCACAAAAAUGUUGCAUUCGUCGUGAAUGAUAAAGGAUUCCUCAAAGGCGUCGUUUCCAAAGACAGUUUAAGAUCUGAAGCUACAAAUCCAAAGAAGAAGGGCAAUCUCGAUUUUAAUGACGUGGUUAGCAAAUACGUCAUGAAGAAACAUUACAAGAUUGUAGAAAACAGAGGGAACCCCACCGUGGGCCUGGCUGCCAGAAUAUUAGAUAUAGCGCCGUUUGUAGUGGUUGUUGAAGAGUACAUCAAUGGCAACAAUAACAACUCAGAAUCUAAAAAAAUGUCUAACCAUGUGGAGGAAAACAACACAACAGAAAAUGUGGUGCGGAAAUUUUUUAACCUUAAGGAAAUGCCGCAUAUCGUGAGACCUCUUGACAGAAAUCAGAAAAUUCAUCAAAACAUACUGAAUGUGAUCGGUAACACGCCACUGGUGAAACUCACUAGAAUACCCAAAGAAGAGGGUAUCAAAUGUGAUAUGUAUGCGAAAUGUGAAUUCCUAAACCCAGGAGGAUCGGUAAAGGACCGCAUAGCAUACCGCAUGGUACUCGAUGCUGAGGAGAAGGGUAUACUGAUUCCAGGCAAGUCUGUUAUUGUGGAGCCCACGUCUGGUAACACUGGCAUUGGAUUGGCUCUUGCUUCUGCAGUCAGAGGUUACAGAUGUAUAAUAGUAUUACCAGAAAAAAUGUCAGAUGAGAAAGUGAAUACUUUAAUAGCUCUUGGAGCAGAGACAAUUAGAACACCAACAGAAGCUGCCUGGGAUGACCCAACCAGCAACAUCAUGGUGGCCCAUAGACUAGCCAAGGAAAUUCCGGAUGCAGUAAUUUUGGACCAAUACAACAACCCUUGCAACCCGCUCGCUCACUUCGACGGCACGGCUGAAGAGAUCCUGUGGUCUCUGGACGAUGAAGUAGACAUGGUAGUGAUGGGGGCGGGAACCUGCGGCACCAUAUCAGGCGUGGGACACAAGAUAAAGGAGCGCUGCCCCCAGUGCGUGGUCGUAGGAGUGGACCCCUACGGCUCCAUACUCGCACAGCCGGAGCAUUUGAAUGACACUGAUGUGCAGAUAUACGAGGUGGAAGGUAUCGGCUAUGAUUUCCUUCCCCGAGCUCUUGACAGGGGUAUCAUAGACAAAUGGGUGAAGACUGAAGACCAUAGCUCGUUGGAAAUGGCGCGAAGACUUAUUAAAGACGAGGGAUUAUUAUGUGGUGCAAGCAGUGGUUCGGCGAUGUGGGGCGCCCUCCAAGCUGCUAAAUCCUUGAAGGAGGGACAGAAGUGCGUAGUACUGCUACCCGAUAACAUUCGUAACUACAUGACGAAGUUCAUAUCCGACCAGUGGAUGGAAGCAAGGAGUUUCCAACCAUUAGUGCGGAAAGAGAACCUAACGUGGUGGGACAAACCAGUGACACAGGAUAUGGCACAGGCUGUUGAGAGCAUCCCGCACACGAGCACACCGAAAGAAGCACUCGCGGUUUUGAAGAAAAGCCAAUCGACUCUCUUGACAGUCGUCAAUGAUAAAGGAUCUGUAAUCGGAGUAUUCACAGCGGACAAUGCCCGUCGGCGACUGGCCAACCUAUCGGGCUCGCUGUCGGAGGGUCUCGACAAGUUCCUUGUGAAGAAGUUCUACAAAGUAGACCUCGCACACAAGCCUACACUAGGCUUAGUGUCACGGAUGCUCGACAUCGCCCCCUAUGUUGUUGUCGUUAAAUCAGACGCAGCAACGAACACUCAAAGCUCCGUAGGGGCGCUGACAUCGGAAGAUCUACUCAUGAAUAUUUCCACUGAAACUAAAUAUAUGAAUGGAAACUGAAAUUUCAUAAUUAUGUAUUUAAGAACUACACAGCAUUACUACUGACAUUCAUCAUAAUAUUUUGAUAUGUAAUAAUAUGGAACAUAUCAAUUAAUUGCUGUCAUCCUGUUUUCUAAAAAUCUACUAUAGUAAAUAAAAACUGUAUGAAGCGGUUAUACUGGUUUUCGUAUUGUCACAAAUUAAUGUAAAUAAUUCGGUAAAAGGGUAUGGUGGGUAACGAAAAUCUGUAUUUAAAUCAAGGAAUUGUGUAUUUACCAGUGUUUUCAAUAACUUUAAUGAAUCAGGCAGCAAUAAGACAGUAUUACAUCUAGUAAAUAAACUUCCAAAAAAUAUACGAACAUCAGAUUGACCUCCUUUUUGGGAAGUUGGUAAAUACAUUAUACUGAAUAAUAUUGUACAAUAUUCUUGUAUCUUGCAAUAUAGGAUCUAAGACAUUAAGAGUAUGCAUUUGAUGAAUUUAUUUAGACCAAUAUUAUUUUAAGUUAUACCUUCUUUGUUCUGGUAAUAAAUGUAUUUGAUUUACUCAAUUUAA